AAUCAGAGUGAAGGGGGCGUUAACCCCGCAACAUUCAAGCGUUUGUGUGCGUUUGUUUUGGAGAGAGUUUUGCGGGGAGAACACUUUAGCAUUUCAUGCUCAUAAUUUGAUAGUUAUAAUAAAACGGGAUUAAAAUACAGUAUUUUUAAGUGCAGUGAUGGGAAGUUUAGCGGAGGAAGACGCGCCCAAACUCUCACGAACAGAGUUACGCAAGCAGAAACUCGCUGAGUAUUUGGCAGCAAAAGGCAGAUUAAAACCACCAAACCCAAAGCCUUAUCUCAAGGAUGGUGGUACAGAUGUGAAGAAACCCUCAGGGGGUCUGCAGAGGCCCCAGUCUUCCAUCAAAGAAAAGGAGAACAGUAUUCCAAGUGCUAAAGAUGUAAGAAAAGCUGUGAAGCUGGGCAGUGCACUGUCAGAGAAGAAUGCAAACACUACCACUUUCAAAAGGGAGUUGAGAACCCUACCCAGAGCCCCUUCUACCAGCCUUCAGCGCCUAGUUAUCAAACCCACUUUGUCUCAAACAGCCCCACAACACUGCAGAACAAACUCGAAAUUCACAACCACUGGUAGAAAUGUCUCUAUUAAAGAGCAGAAGACAAAAACAGCUCUUCAAACAGAUGCUGGGCCAUCAAAACUAUAUAAAUCUCUCAAGACAGAUCAACAGUCCAUGUCUGGACAAGCAAAGACGUCCUUCAGGGUAUCUUCUUUUAGAUCGCAAUCCAUCAGCGUCAAAACGGGCAUACCAAAAAGAACGGUAGUCACAGGAAAGGAAUCUAUAUCUAAUCAAAUUACAAGCGCAUCAGAGAGGAAGUUUUCAGCAACAAGACAACUACGAAAUAAGGCGUCAGUCAAGCCUGAGGUACAGGUUGUGACUCAUUGUACACAGACUGGACCUGCAGGCAAAGCACGCAGUGAUACCACUCAGAUCACGAAACCUCUGCACAGGAAUUCACAGCCAGAAAAGGCCAGAACGGAAUUGACUCAAAGAAAGGAAUCACAUUCUCAAUCCAACAAGCCUGGAAAUAAUAAACCUGGUCUCCCAAACACACAAAGAAAAGCUCCUACUGCAGCUGAAAUAAAGCCAGCUCUACAGUCAGCUGUUCCAAAAACUGCAAAUCCUUCCAUCAGAAAAAGUACAACAGCAACAAUCAAUAAAACUGUUAAAUUACCCCCUUCUAAAACCACUGUUCCAGCAGCCCCAUUGCCUAAAAGUCUUCCACAGCGCUCCAGGAGCUUCAGCCAGACCAGAGCGACAAUUCCGCCCAAGACCCCUAAAUCCGAGUUCAAUCCUAGCACUCAGGGUGUUAGGACUGUCCCUCUGGAUGGAAAGAAGAAGAUAAAUGCUGCUCAGGAGGAGAGAAUCCGUAAACUCCAGGAGUGGCGUGAAUCCAGAGGUAUAACGUAUAAACGUCCUCCGAUGCCUGUUAAGCCAGUGAGGAGGAAGACUACAGCUACAGUCUCUUCCAUUUACUGGCCUACUAUUGAGAAAGAGGAUGAGGUCCAUCGCUUCGUCUGUACUGUAGACCAGUCACUUAACGACUGUAUAAAGCUUGUUGAGCAGGGUUGUCCUUUCGAGCAGAUCAGAGAUGUGCUAUCUCGAGUGCCAAUGGCACAGAAAUUCGCCAAGUACUGGAUCUGCAAAGUCAGGCUGAUGGAGAGAGAAGGAAACCUCAACGUUCUACCAACAUUUGAGGAAGCCGUUCGUGUGGUUAGAGAGCCUGUGGACGAACUGCGUGCUGUGAUAUUUGAAAUCCUGAAAAAGAAAGAAGCAAAAGGUUCUGCUGUUUCACCUUGUAUGGAGGAAAGAGAGGAAGUGGACAGUGAGGAAGAGGGGAAGCCGCAGUAUGAUAUGCAAACUCCAAAACCAGUGGGAGCUCUGAUAAGAGGGGAGAAGGGAAACUCAUCUGUAAUUAAAUACAAGAUCACGACCACUCCAGGUGGGAAAAGGAGUCAGCAGAGAGAGAGAUCGGGGCGGGUCAACGGACACGAGCUUCGCUUCUUCACUCCAGUGCGUCGCUCGCUGCGAAUCGAGAGAUCGGCUCCUCGUUACCCGGCAGCCCUGCAGGAGCACGACCCCUGCGUGACCUCUCUCCCAGACCUCCUGACGGAAGAUGACGGGGAGGUAAAUGAGUUACGUGCAGCUGAAAGUGAAGACUCACCGCUCUAUGUCUACCGUGAGAAUGAAGCCCUGAAAGAUCAUGUGGCGAUUGAACUGGUCUAUGAGUGAGCAGAGAAAUGACUGAUUAUUGCGUAUCGGGUGACAUCUUUCAAAACCGCGUUAUUUCCGGGAACAGAAAUUCGGCCUUUAGUGAUUUUUAUCUGCAGUUAGUAGUGAUUCACAUUGUGCCCCAGAUGAUUAACUUUCACCCACAGAGGAGAGUGGGAGCGAGUGAGGUGUUGAAGUGUUGUUUCAUUUAUCCUUAAGCUUAUCCAGAUUUUUAAAUAUUUAAACCUUGUGUGUAGGUUGUGCAAGUGAUUCUCCAGGAAAUGACAGAAAUGGGCUUUAGACAUAAUUUAUUUCUGUUAAUCAUUUAGGGGAGACACAUUAAACAUGAAACUGUUAACAGAUGUGGGUUAAAACUCCCGUCCUGUAGAUAGAUUGAAUCAGAAAACAGGUUGUUAAUAUUGAAUGUACAUACUAUCCUACAUACUAGAUUAACUCUAGUAAAUAAAGGAAGGAAACAAAGAAGGAAGGUGCACAUUUUGAAUGGAAAUAAAUAAUUUUUAUAUGGUUAUAAAAA
Messenger RNA from Astyanax mexicanus (Mexican tetra), 2741 nucleotides. It is a transcript of the gene ckap2l, whose product is annotated as cytoskeleton associated protein 2-like. The record is from RefSeq and is a predicted model, not a curated record. Bases 158 to 2227 code for a protein of 689 amino acids. The transcript is spliced from 9 exons. NCBI's taxonomy places the organism in Eukaryota, Metazoa, Chordata, Actinopteri, Characiformes, Acestrorhamphidae. Gene Ontology annotation, cellular component: centrosome; mitotic spindle; cytosol.